AUGUCAAACAUAACCUCCUCUAUCAACGAAGUCCCAGUGACAAAACAACGAACACCACGUGCUACCAUCGCUGCUUCUCGCGAGAAACCAGAUGGCACACCAGGUCGAAAUAUCAGGAAUCGAACGGUUCUUCAACAACAUGUUGACUUUUUCGACACUGACAGAGAUGGGAUUAUUCGACUCUUUGACACGUAUCGAGGAUUUCGGGCUUUAGGUUUCAACGUAAUCUUCUGUCUCUUGGCUGUAAUAGUGAUUCACGGAUCUUUUUCGUGGAUAACUCAACCUUACUGGAUUCCGAAUCCUGCUUUCCUAAUUUAUACCGACAACAUUCACAAAGCGAAACACGGAUCUGACUCGGAAACGUACGAUUCAGAGGGUCGUUUUAUCCCAGAAAAAUUUGAAGAAAUUUUCUCAAAAUAUGAUCAUGACAAUAAGGGUGGAUUGAGUCUUAUGGAAAUGUUUAAGAUGAUAUACGGAAAUGCAAAUGUAGCAGACUUUUUCGGUUGGUUUGCAAUGUUCUUUGAAUGGGGUACUGCUUGGCUAUUAGCAAAUAAGAAUGGCAUUUUGUACAAAGAAGAUAUUCGUGCCCAAUAUGAUGGUUCACUCUUCUACAAAAUUGCCGAAGAACGCGCAAAAAAACGAAAAUCUCAUUUCAACGGUCAAUAUGAAGAAACAAUGGCUCGUGGAAAACAAAAGGAGUAA
Molecule: messenger RNA, 702 nt
Organism: Ambispora leptoticha
Lineage: Eukaryota; Fungi; Glomeromycota; Glomeromycetes; Archaeosporales; Ambisporaceae
Source: the annotation of a GenBank genome assembly